Molecule: messenger RNA, 633 nt
Organism: Rotaria sp. Silwood2
Lineage: Eukaryota; Metazoa; Rotifera; Eurotatoria; Philodinida; Philodinidae
Source: the annotation of a GenBank genome assembly
AUGCUAAAUCGUCUAUUUUCGCACUAUGUUCCCAUAUCAAUAUCAACAUUUCAACAAUCUCUGCGAUUUUUAUCAUUAACACCUAUUAAUUACAAGCGUUCACAUGCUGAUAUACGUGAAGGAGCAGUACGUGAAAUAAAUUUACGUCCAGAAAAUAUUCAAACACCAUUAAGUAUUGAUGUUGAUAAAUAUUAUGGUGGUUCUGGUCAAGUUCGUGAAACAGAUUUUGAAAAAUUAAUUGGUGAUGCAAAUAAUCCUGAAGUUCUACAAGUUAAAUAUGAAGAUUUACCAAUUGUACAUAUGAAAUGUACACGUAAUAAUACAUUAGUAGAUGUUAGUGAUUGUACAGGUCAACAAAUAUUUCGUACAUCAUGUGGUGUUGUGGGUUUUCAUAAUGCAAAAAAAGGUACAACAACAGCAGCACAAGCUGUCGGAAUACACAUGGGAAAUAAUUUAUUACGACGUAAUAUGAAACAUGUACGAGUUGUUGUUAAAGGUACUGGUCCAGGACGUUUAAUGGCAAUAAAAGGUUUACAAUUAGCUGGAAUUGAUAUUGUUACCAUAACUGAUAAUACUAGUAUUCCAACAUUACACGUUGGAUUACAACGACCAAAGAAAAUGAGACGUGUUUAG